UAUUGUCUAUGUAUUUAUAUUUUUAUACGUAUUGUUAAAAUAAAUAAGUAUAAACGAAAUAAAGGCACAAUGUGGUCGAUACUUUUGAGUUUCAUAAUCCCCUUCCUAGAUAAGAUUUGCGCUAUUUCAAUCGACAGAUUAAGACAAAAGAUAAAUAUCGCCCAAGAGGAAACAUUACAUUGGCCAAUGGGAAACAUACCUUACUAUUUUGAUACUAAAAGUUAUGAUUAUUUAAUAGGGUACCGUGUAAGAGCGGCUAUGGACAUUUUGGAAGAAGCUUCUUGUGUAAGGUUUAAACCAUUAACUGUAAAACCGACCAACGCUUCAUCUUGGAUUCAUAUUACUAAUCCAGAGAAGAAGAGAGAAUGUAUUCAUGAACCACGGUAUCAAGACAAAGGAUCUGGUGCUGUCAUAUGGGUACUGGGGUUCGAUUGCCUACAACGAAGAGAGUUGCUGCACUCUUUGAUGCACGCUAUUGGAUUUAAAGAUGAAGUGUCACAUUCACAAAGGGAUCAGUAUGUUCGGGUAAUGUGGGAAAAUAUACAUCCAAAAUAUCGUCCUCUCUUCCGCAUACAAAAUAAUGAGGCAUCUUCUAAAUAUUCUGUUGAGUACGAUCCGUUGAGUAUAAUGCAUUUUCAUGAUCGAGCUUACAGCAAUAACGGACAUCCAACGAUUACACCUUUGGUGUCCGGCCUGAUUAUAAGUCCCUCGGAUGAACUUUCUCAGUUAGAUAAAAUGAAACUACGUAUAAUCUUUGGUCAUGAAUGCAAUAGAAGAAAAGUAGGUGAUCUAUUGGAUUCAUGUAAAGAUGCUUUACAUGAUCAUACAUUUAAUAAAGAAAACGAUAAUAAAAAUCAUAACGGUACAUAUUAUCUAAAGAAAGAAGAAGAGACAAUUGAAAUAAAAUCAAAUAUGUCCCAAGAAAUUAAUGAAGAAAAACCUAAUGAGAUAAAAAAUGAUCUAGUUGCUGAAUAUGACAAUGUAGAAGUUUCUGAUAGUGAAGAUAAAAAAGUAAACGACAAUGAAAGUGAAGCAGGAAUAGAAAGCUCAAAAAAUUAUUAAAAGAAUGAUGAUAAAUCUGAGAAGUCAGGCGAAGUAAGACAUGAUGUCUCAAAAAAUUAAAACGUUAAUAAAAAGUAUUACAAAAGAAGUCUCAGAUAAGAAGUCUCAGUUAACCAAAUUUUCAUAUUAUAUAAAUUUUUUAAUGUAGAGCAAACUAAAAAAAAAACACUUCUUAAUAAUGUUUAAAAUAAAUAUUGUUAAAAGCUU
Messenger RNA from Galleria mellonella (greater wax moth), 1269 nucleotides. RefSeq names its product seminal metalloprotease 1-like. The coding region runs from base 70 to 1062 and encodes 330 amino acids. Gene Ontology annotation, biological process: proteolysis. The transcript is spliced from 6 exons. Lineage: Eukaryota; Metazoa; Arthropoda; Insecta; Lepidoptera; Pyralidae. The record is from RefSeq and is a predicted model, not a curated record. Gene Ontology annotation, molecular function: zinc ion binding; metalloendopeptidase activity.